AUGUCGAGCUCUCACCCGCGUCCCAAGCGCACAGGUGAAGAUUUCACCCGGACACAUCAUGAGCAUGGCCAAGACGAAACCGAAGACGGGCCCUCAGAGAAGAAACCGCGAUUCGACCUGCGCAACCCAUCCGCACUUGCGCCCGACGUUCUCGACGAUGAUCCGAUAUUAGACGCAGACGAGAUAGGCCGGAGAGGCCAAAAGGUGCGCCGCAAAGCUGUCAAUAUCGACGGAUACGAUUCGGACAGUGACAAUGAAGGGUUCUCGGGUCGUAUGGAGGAAAAGUCGAAGCGCAGCCAGAAACAGGAGGCCGAAGAUGACGAUAUGUUCGCAGAGCUACAAGAAGACUUUGGUGAGGAGGAAAUUGACGCUGAUGAGGCAAUGCGCAAAAACAAAAAGAGUGUCCGCUUCCUGCGCAACGAUGAGAUUGAAGGCCAGGUUGCGUCUUCAAAAGGUGGAAGGACACUACAUGCGGAUUUGAGCAAGGGCGCCGAUGAAGUGGACUCAGACAAAGGGGAAGAAAGCGAAAGCGAAAGUGAAGUUGGAGAAGAAGAACGCGCCAAAGUCGAUGAUGAGAUGGACGAGGAGCUCGGCGCAGGCGCCAAGAAGAAACAUGCACCAUUGCUGGACGCUUUCAAUAUGAGCACCGAGCAGGAAGAAGGCCGAUUCGAUGACCAAGGAAACUACGUUCGCAAAGCAGUGGAUCCAGAUGCUGUUUACGACUCAUGGCUGGACGGUGUUUCUAAGAAGGAUAUCCGGAAGGCCAAAGAGGCCGCGGAGAAACGAGAGGUUGAGAGAAAGGAAAAGGACCGGCUGGAUGAUAGCGUUCUUACAUCUGAUGUCUUGAAGACGAUCAUCACCCAUCUUGAACGCGGCGAGACAAUCUUGGAGGCCCUGGCGCGACUCGGGAAAGGUCUCCAACGCAAGCCUAAAUGGCAGAAUAAAAAGAAAAGCAAGAAGACCAACGGAGCCGAGGAUACCGAGAUGGCUGAUGAAAAUUCUGAUGAAUCUAUCCGAAGGCGAGCAAUUGAUGCUAUUACUGGCGCCGCCGACAUUCUAAUGGGCCGGGAUCAACCUGAGAUCUACGACACCGAGCGUGAACUUCUGACCCGGCAAUAUCGUAAUGAGACGGGCGAAAGCUGGGUCGAUCCGCCAUCAACUGCUGCGCAGAGCUCCCCCGAGCUAACAGGGCCCGUGAUGUGGGAAUAUAGGUGGUCCGAUGCCCGCGACGGCGGCGAUGUACAUGGGCCCUACGAGAGUACCAUGAUGGACUCAUGGAUGAAUGCUGGGUAUUUUGGCGAAGGCGUGGAAUUUCGCCGCUUCGGAAAUACCGGGCCAUGGAGCAGCACAGUGAACUUUGUGUAA
Messenger RNA from Penicillium macrosclerotiorum, 1365 nucleotides. RefSeq names its product GYF domain-containing protein. The record is from RefSeq and is a predicted model, not a curated record. The transcript has a single exon. Gene Ontology annotation, cellular component: U5 snRNP. Gene Ontology annotation, molecular function: protein binding. Bases 1 to 1365 code for a protein of 454 amino acids. NCBI's taxonomy places the organism in Eukaryota, Fungi, Ascomycota, Eurotiomycetes, Eurotiales, Aspergillaceae.